Molecule: messenger RNA, 2115 nt
Organism: Drosophila arizonae
Lineage: Eukaryota; Metazoa; Arthropoda; Insecta; Diptera; Drosophilidae
Molecular function (GO): DNA binding
Source: RefSeq, a predicted model, not a curated record
CGCUCUGCUUACACACACUAAAAAUAGCAACAAAAGCAAGCGCGCACACAUACACACACAUAGAGGUAGGCACCUGCGCAUGUAUGGCACACAUUCACGAUCAGAGAGCGACACAGAGUAGAAGAGAGCGAGAGAAAACAGAGCAGUGCGCUCUCUCACUCUCCGUAAACAAGUUUGUAGAACUCGCCAAACCUGAUUUUCCAGCUGUCUCAGAGAGAUUGCAAACCUCGUCAGUUGCAACAAAUUGCUCCUACGCUCCACACGUUGUGAGCGGAACGUUAUUUACCGGAUGGUUGGUGUGUGCCUAAAAACCUGCUGCAGAUUUCGAUAAUAGCAGGCGUUGCCAUAUCAGCGUUCGACUGCGUUAGAGAAGAGCCAAAUAUUGAAAGUGAGAGAAAGAGCAAGAGCGUGGGCGAGAGAGUGAGAGUGAGAGUGCGAGCGCAUGAGAGUUUCCGUUAGCUGUUGCCGUGUGUGCGUGAGCGUGCGGAACAGAGCAAAUGUCUGACGACGACGCCAUUUCACUUGGAGCUGGUUCUCAGCGCAUACGUAACGUCUUGACCCUGGAGGAGCGUGUGGAGGUUAUACGUCAAUAUGAUAUCAUGCCCACGUACAGCAAGCUAGCCAAGAACUUCAACUGUAGCUGGGAGCAGAUCAAGAGCAUUGUCGCCAAUCGGGAGCCCAUUAUGGAAUUCUAUGAGGCGACGCGCCACAACAACAAGAAGCCACCGAAUUCCAAGUUCGAGGAGUUGCGCAGGCGAAAGAUUAAUUUUCUGGGCCAUUGCCUAUAUGAGUAUAUUCAACGCGCUCAGUUCUAUCUGCACGUAGAUAUCAACGAGGAGCUAAUACGUACUAAGGCUCUAGAUUUUCAGACUCUAAUGGGCUUUGAGAACUUUGUGCCCAAUAAGUCCUGGAUCAAUCACUUCAAGGCCGCUUACAACAUCACACUCUCAAAUCGUCAGAUUGUCAUGACACGGAAGCCACCUCGCUCACUGGAUCUCCGGGAUAUAAUGUCCUAUUGUUGCAAGAAUAUGCCAUCGAACUUCGGCAAGUUGCCUGACUUGCCUGCUCCUGCUCAUGUUACGGCCAACAGCACGCAGCCAGCGGCAAUGCCGCUGCAGGGGAGCGUGCCAGCCACAACUGGGCUGGAGGCCGUGCAGUUACCACGAAAGCGCGAUAGCUGUGGAACGGCCAAAGACAUACGCUCCUUGUAUCGCACCAAGACUUUGGUUGAAGCAUCUACUCAGAACCAGGCCACAUUGGAUGAGCUGCAGCUGCGGCGCAAGCGUAAAAUUAACUUUUUGGAAAAGGCGCUGUUCGAGUACAUUUCGCGCUCGCAGCUCCACCACAAAAACAAGGGACGCCUCGAUGUGGAUCACCUGCGCGAGGUGGCGAUCAAUUUGCGCGACAUACUCAAGAUCGAUAACUUCUUUCCGGAUCGCACGUGGUUCAAUCACUUCAAGAGCCAUUACAACUUUAGCUUUUCUCAGGGCGUGCACUACGGCAUGAUGCUGCGCCGAGUGCCCCUCUCUCUGGAUCUGCGUGACAUAGUCAGCUACUGCAGCAGGCACGACCAGCGCGACCAAUCGAUGGGGAACAUCACACUAACACCCAAGGAGCCAGAGUCAGCCCGCUUAGUGCAACUGCCACUGGCGGACCCGAAGCCGGCGGUAUCAUCCAAUGAAUCAAAUAUAGCAGUCGAGAACGAUGAUGACUGCAUAGCUAUUGAUGAGCCGCCUGAAUUAAUCGAGAUCAAGGAUGAUGAUGAGGAGCCAGACAGAACUGAGCUCAAGCGCCACGCUGCACAAGAUUCCAUACCUAGUCUACCUCUAAAGAUACAAAAGAUUGAAUCAUUGAAUCCCGGUGCCCACAGCACGGGUCACUUUUCCGAAGACGGCGCUGAUGCGGAGUCAUUGCCUCGGCGCGUUACUAACUAUAAGGAUGCACUGCGUCUGCUGAAGCCACUCGAAGAGUUUGCACUGCUGGAGGAGAACUAUCGUGCCAUUGGCCUUCUCACUCAGCUCGAGAAGAUCUUCGAGGGUGCAGUGCAACAGGUGCAGAACGACAAAUAGAGUUUUGAUACUUGCAAAUGAGAACUUUAACUGAAAUUCAAACCAA